AUGGAAGAGUUCAACGUUGCCAUGGAAGAAGCAAACUUUGCAGGCAGAAUCCUCUCAAUCCCAGAGUUGCUGGAGUUGGUUCUCGUGAACCUCGAUCUAAAGACUCUUCUUGUCUCUGCAUCUCGCGUAUGUCGGUACUGGGCCGCGACAAUGGCAAGAUCGUCCAAGAUCCAGCAAGCGCUGUUCUUCCAACCUGUGCCUUCAACUGGGGUAAAAAGGCCCGAGUCCUUUACCCUCAACACUCUGUUGGUUGAGAAGUUUGGGAGAUGCUUCUUCGACAUCGAUCGUGAGUACGUAUCCCUUCGAAGAGCGGAUUCGUUUCUUCGUUUGCCCUGGUCUCCCAAGGGUCCGAAUGCAAAACGAGGAUCCGAGAAGAUCUUGAAGUUGGAAAAGACGGAUCGUCUUGAGAGUUUUACCAUGAGCGCCUCUAGCUGGCGGCGGAUGCUUGUAUCUCAACCGCCGCCGCCAUCUCUAGGAUACUUGCACCUCUACGACGUUCAAUUAGGGCUGUUCGAGCUUUCUACUACUCAGAUCUAUCCAAACUCGCCUCUGAAGGGUCUCACCAUGGGUCAGUUAUACAACAUGGUUCACAAAGCAACCAGCUAUCAAGAAGACAGCACUGUAUGGUACCGGGUGAUCUGGGACAAGGAAAACGGGGCGUACAGGACGAAUGAAUGCAAGAAACAGACAUCGCAGCUUCUGGAGAAGACGAAUGCGGUAGUCGAGGUUUAUGGUGAAGAUGAAGAGUAUUCUGACUAUGGGCCAUGGGAUAUUCGCAGUGUUUGGGAAGCCUUUAAAACCGAGGAUGGUAACAAGAGUCAGUUUGGAGAUUUCUCAAGGAUCGAGUUAGAUGAUACGGAGCUUUCUUCAUCGAAUCUCAAGAAGUCAAUUUAUUGGUAUACCAAGGAGGAUUGUUCAGCUGUUGAUGUGGAUGGUUGUGGAUAUGGUUAUGAUAGAUGGCCUCGAGAUAUCAAGAGGAGGGUUACAUUGAAGUCUUAA
This is a messenger RNA of Fusarium coffeatum, 999 nucleotides long. RefSeq lists its product as uncharacterized. Gene Ontology annotation, molecular function: protein binding. Bases 1 to 999 code for a protein of 332 amino acids. NCBI's taxonomy places the organism in Eukaryota, Fungi, Ascomycota, Sordariomycetes, Hypocreales, Nectriaceae. The transcript has a single exon. The record is from RefSeq and is a predicted model, not a curated record.